Messenger RNA from Calidris pugnax (ruff), 2185 nucleotides. RefSeq names its product drebrin-like (gene DBNL). The record is from RefSeq and is a predicted model, not a curated record. The transcript has 12 exons. Bases 69 to 1202 code for a protein of 377 amino acids. Gene Ontology annotation, molecular function: actin filament binding. NCBI's taxonomy places the organism in Eukaryota, Metazoa, Chordata, Aves, Charadriiformes, Scolopacidae. Gene Ontology annotation, biological process: positive regulation of dendritic spine morphogenesis; postsynaptic actin cytoskeleton organization; neuron projection morphogenesis. Gene Ontology annotation, cellular component: actin filament; plasma membrane; lamellipodium.
UGUUCACCUACGAAGGCAACAGCAAUGACCUGCGAGUGGCCGGCUCCGGAGAUGGUGGCCUGGAAGAGAUGGUGGAGGAGCUCAACAGUGGGAAGGUGAUGUAUGCCUUCUGUAGGGUGAAAGAUCCCAACUCCGGCCUCCCCAAAUAUGUCCUCAUCAACUGGACUGGGGAAGGCGUGAACGACGUGAGGAAAGGAGCCUGCGCCAACCACGUCAGCACUGUGGCCAACUUCCUAAAGGGGGCUCAUGUCACCAUCAACGCUCGUGCAGAGGAGGACGUGGAGCCUGAACUCAUCAUGGAGAAGGUUGCCAAGGCCUCUGGGGCCAACUACAACUUCCACAAAGAGAGCAGCAAGUUCCAGGACUCAGGCCCUCAAGCUCCCGUGGGCUCUGUCUACCAGAAGACGAAUGCAAUGUCCGAAAUCAAGCGAGUCAAUAAAGAUAAUUUCUGGGCUAAAGCUGAGAAAGAUGAAGAAAACCGUCGGCUGGAGGAGAAGAGGAGGGCGGAGGAGGAGCGGCAGCGGCUGGAGAGGGAGCGUCGGGAGCGGGAACUGCAGGAGGCGGCGGGGCGAGAACAGAGAUACAAAGCGAGAUCCAACGAAAUCGAAGCCCAGAGGAGACUCCAGCAGCAGCAGGAGGCCAAGAACAGGGACAAGGAGCAGCAGCAGUGGAAGGAACAAGCUGAGGAGUACGAGGCCAGGCAGCAGAAGGGCUUCAGGAGAAGCGAGUCAGUGGAGAAAGCCCAGGAGGCAGCCUCGCUGGUCGCACAGAGGGCGGUGAACCCCCGAGACAUCUUCAAGCAGAGGGAGAAGUCGGUGCCAGCGGAUGCGGUGACGGCUUCCCAGCCAGGACAAGACUCUGGGUACAAUUCAAGUGUCCCAGCUUCCCACGCGGAUGAGGCAAAUCUGUACGAGGAGCCGCCGGACGCCUCAGCCAUCUAUGAAGAACCCCCUCAGGACCAAGUCGACGAUGCCAAAUACGGGUACCCGGUGGAGUACCAGCAGGCGCCGGACCUGGCGGGGAAGGGGCUGUGUGCACGGGCACUCUACGACUACCAGGCUGCUGAUGACACCGAGAUCUCAUUCGACCCAGAGAACAUCAUCACCAACAUCGAGAUGAUCGAUGAGGGCUGGUGGCGUGGCUAUGGUCCCGAUGGCCAUUUUGGCAUGUUCCCUGCUAAUUAUGUGGAACUGAUAGAGUGAGGGGGCUGGCAGGGACCAGAGCCGCCCUGUCCCCUGGGACCACUUGGCUCCUGCCUGAUUCUUCUUCCAAAUGAUACGUGGCUUUUAUUUCUUUUAUUUCUUCUAUUUUUCUUUUUUUGUUUGGUUGGGUUUUUUUUUGUUGUUUUUUUUUGUUUGUUUCCAAGAGAAGUGCCAUUGCCCCGCUCCCUCGGUGGCAGGGCUGACCCCGGCGCUGCUCUCCUCCAUCCUCACCCAUCCCCCAGAGCUGGCCCUUGGUCAGGAUGAGGGGUCAUCCCAUGUCCCCCCCCUCCUCCUCCCUCUGCUUUGGGGUGUGAAUUCUUUUUCAGGGCUGAAGGAGGGGAUGACAAAUCCCUUACGGGGCAUUUUCAGGGAACAAGUUGCCUCUUCCCCCCACUGCCUCCACGCUCCCUCCCACCCCGUGGCCGUGAUGGAGGAACCGCUUUCCCCAUUUUGGCUCGCUGACGAAGCUCACUGGGGUGAUUUGAGCCUCUCGUGGGGUCUGACAUGAUCAGGAGAGCGGAAACCUGGCUUUGCCACCCCCAGAGCUCCCCGCCAGGGCUGCCACCACCCGCGUGUUCCUCCCUGCUGUCCCCAACAGAGGGGUUUUCUCUGCCCUCCCCUCUCCCCAGGCUGAACUUGGGACACUGAAGUCAUGCAAGAGCCAGCUCCUUGGGAGGAGAUCUGGUGAGGCCAAAGUGGGUGGUUUAUUUUUUAGCAAAAGCUGUGAGCGUGGGGUCCCUCCCCUCCCCACCGCCCCAUCCCCCUAAAUUCACUGUGAACAAGGAAGAGCCCAGCCCAGCUCCCACCUUUAUCCCCUUGUUGAGUUUCUCCCCUCAGCGUUGCUUUAGGAUUAGGAGGUGCCAGGGUUUGGAGGUGCUGGGGGUCCCAUGCCCCGGGCUCCCGUGGGCUCCUUCCCCACCCCACACUCCCCCACUGCCGUCCCUGUCCCUCCCAGUGACAAUAAAAGGGCUUUUCUUUGGUGA